AUGGCUGUUAAUGCCACUUUCCCUGAAGAUGUAACGCUUAAGAUUCUAGCUAGAUUGUCAGUGAAGUCUUUAAAACGAUUUCAUUGCAUACAAAAAUCUUGGCUAGCUUUGAUUCAAAAUCCUGAAUUUGCGUUUGCUUACAUCACUUUUAGCGGAGCAAAAGCCUAUCCUCUUGUCCAGCGUGACAAUGAUGUUACCAAGAAGCCUAUUAUUUCAUUGCUUUCCAAUGAAACACUUGAUGUAAAAAGUGAUGAUGAUGAUAUUGUCAUUUGGAACCCUGCUACCAAAGAGUUCAAGCUUAUUUUAGACCUUGAGGUUGAUAAUCUAGGUCGUGAACCAUAUGGUUGUUCUUCAAUGCUAUCACUUUUCAACUAUUUUUGGGAUGCAGUGGGUUUUGGUCAUGAUUCCGAGACAGAUGAUUAUAAAGUGACACCAUUUCCUGAUCGUGUUUUUGGUAAUUUUUACCCUACAAGCAAGAUUGCUAAAUUCAUGGAAAUGGAUGGAUGUGUUGCCAGAGUUUUUUGUUCUAACCAUGAAGAGAUAGAUAAAGAUCCCAACAUUAAAACCUCAAAUGGUUUCUUCCCUAAAGAUUAG
Durio zibethinus is the source of this 594-nucleotide messenger RNA. The record is from RefSeq and is a predicted model, not a curated record. NCBI's taxonomy places the organism in Eukaryota, Viridiplantae, Streptophyta, Magnoliopsida, Malvales, Malvaceae.